AUGACGCAGUUUCCAGUGCUAGCCUCAAAAGGCCUGGUUGAUGCAGUUGGCAAAACUCCUCUCAUAAAGCUAAAUACCCUAUCUAAGGAGCUCGGUAGAAACAUAUUUGGAAAGGCUGAGUUCCAAAACCCUGGUGGGUCUGUAAAGGACCGCGCGGCUCUUUACUUGAUCGAGCAGGCAGAAAAGUCAGGGCAAAUCGACCCAUCGAGGCCGGCUACUAUUGUCGAGGGUUCCGCCGGCAACACGGCUAUCGGCUUGGCGCAUAUCGCACGCUCGAAAGGUUACAAGUCUAUCUUCUACAUGCCUAAUACGCAGUCAGUUUCAAAAAUCAACCUUUUGAAAUAUCUAGGUGCUGAAGUGUACCCAGUUCCCGUUUGUCCUAUCUCGGAUCCUAUGAACUUUAACAACCGUGCUCGCGACCACGCCAAACGUCUUGACAAUGCUAUAUGGACGGAUCAGUUUGACAACCCUGCAAACUGGAAGUCCCACUAUGCAACAACCGGCCCAGAAAUUCUUCAACAAUUGCAGUCAGCAGGCCUUUCCUGUGACGCAUUCACAUGCUCCACAGGAACAGGAGGAACAUUCACUGGCGUUGCAAAAUACUUGAAAGAAGCUACCAACGGCCAGUCUAAGCUUGUGGUCGCUGACCCCCCAGGGUCUGUGAUUUAUUCCUACAUCAAGACUGGUGAAAUGAAUCGCGAAGGUUCUUCCUUUACCGAGGGAAUCGGACAAGGGCGCAUUACAAAGAACCUGCGGGAGUCCAUAGAUAUCACUGAUGAUGCUGUGUUUGUUCCUGACGAAGAAAGCAUUGUAAUGCUUUUCAGACUCUUGGACGAAGAAGGUCUCUUCAUAGGAGGGACUACUGCUUUGAACGUUGUGGCGGCUUGCAAAGUGGCUAAAACUCUGCCCGAAGGUAGCAACAUAUCGACUAUCCUGUGUGAUAGCGGGCACAAAUAUGCAGACAGAGUUUUUUCCAAGAAAUGGCUUCGUGAAAAGAAGCUCUACGAUGCCAUUCCAGAUUCUCUCAAAAGGUAUGCCAUUCUGGACUAG
This is a messenger RNA of Lachancea thermotolerans CBS 6340, 1050 nucleotides long. Its product is annotated as KLTH0H10846p. The coding region runs from base 1 to 1050 and encodes 349 amino acids. The record is from RefSeq and is a predicted model, not a curated record. The transcript has a single exon. Gene Ontology annotation, molecular function: cysteine synthase activity. Lineage: Eukaryota; Fungi; Ascomycota; Saccharomycetes; Saccharomycetales; Saccharomycetaceae. Gene Ontology annotation, cellular component: cytoplasm.